AUGCUGGAAGGACAUAGCCAGGAGCAUUUGCAGGAGCUGCGGCGCAUCCUGCUACUGACCAUUUAUAAGGACACUCUUAAUCAGUUGGUAUUGCAGCAGCGAUCCCAGCGUCUAAAUGCCAGGAAUCCAAUAUCUCUGCCAGCUUCCCUGAGGCGGCGUCGCAGCUCGUCGAUGGGUGGACACGAAAAACAGGAACAUGUUCUGAUUACGGGCAAAGUCCUGCCACGGCUGGAGUCCCUUCUGGGUGAACCCGAGGAUGAUGCCGAUCAACUGGAUGAAGAUGUUCUAAAUUCUCUCAAGUUCGAGCGUGAUAUGGAUGCAUUGCGAACAAUAUUCGAAGCAGCCAUUAAUGAUGUGGAAUUGCAGGAGAAAAAAAAGUUCCAGGAUAUCAAGGACGAGAAAACUUUGGAGGAGAAACACGAAGUUGAAGAGGCACCACUGGAUGUUCCAGAGCAGCAAAUUGAUUGGCAGAAACAAGAAUCCUUAGAUGAUUGCCACGAAAUAUAUAAAAAGAAAAGCAAAGAUGAGGAAGAGCAAGACUCUGCUCCAGAAGAAGACAAGGAUUCCAAGGAUGGUACAAAACCCUCGCCUUCAGAUGAUAAGAGUCUUGAGAUCCUAAAGCAAGCUAUCUAUGCCCUGGCUGGAAACAAAAGCGAAGUAUCCCAGGCGUCCCAGAAGUUGCAGGAAUCUAAGGACGAGCUGAAGCAGCUGAAGGAGGCACUGGACAUCGAAAAGCGCGACACCAAGGCCAAGCUGGAGGAUCUGGAGGAACGGAUUGCAGACACCAAGUACAAGCUGCGCUGCGUGUCCCGAGUGAACGACCUCGAGUACAGUUUGGUGCAGCGCUGGGAGGAAGGUCGCCUGGCCCAGGGAACGAUUUGGGGCGAGAACGCGGAGCGGGCCUAUUUGCGGGACAUUCUUGACAUCAAACAGCGAAUCGCCCGGGAGGAGCGUGUGAGUUGCGAGCUGCGAUCCUUUCGCCAGCGGGAAAUCCAGGACAUGACACAACAGAUUGAGGAGUGGAAGAAACGAUACGUCAGCGAAAUGCGAAGGGUGGAGCGCGAAGCCGAGGCGUGGGAGCUGCGAAUCCUGGAGCAGAAAAAGCUGUUGGUGCGCCACCGUGAGAUCUUCGCCGAACGGAUGUCCUUCGUGCAGGAGUACCGGGCACAGAAGGCCGAGGAGCAGCGUCUGCACGAUCUCCAGGUGCAUCGCAUCAACUGUGCCGUGAGACUGCAGGCCUGGUGGCGCGGCACUAUGGUUCGCCGAGGACUGGGACCUUUUAAGAAGAAACCCAAGCGAGGAAAAAAGGGCAAGCCUAAAAAAUAG
Molecule: messenger RNA, 1326 nt
Organism: Drosophila bipectinata
Lineage: Eukaryota; Metazoa; Arthropoda; Insecta; Diptera; Drosophilidae
Product: dynein regulatory complex protein 9
Biological process (GO): cilium organization
Cellular component (GO): motile cilium; cytoplasm
Molecular function (GO): protein binding
Source: RefSeq, a predicted model, not a curated record